Molecule: messenger RNA, 1003 nt
Organism: Brassica oleracea var. oleracea
Lineage: Eukaryota; Viridiplantae; Streptophyta; Magnoliopsida; Brassicales; Brassicaceae
Product: F-box/kelch-repeat protein At3g16740-like
Exons: 1
Source: RefSeq, a predicted model, not a curated record
CGUAUCGAGAUAUCUCAAAUCUUUCACUGCAGCGGUUUGUUGUUAUGCAUCACCAAAGACAAAUCUAGGCUUGUUGUGUGGAACCCUUGUUCCGGACAAACGAGGUGGAUCGAACCACCGAGAAAUUCUUAUUACGACAUAUUGGACAGGUACGCUCUCGGUUAUGAGAUGAAGAAAGACAAGUACUCGCAGCGUCCUAGCCUCAAAGUGUUGAGAUUUGUGGAUGAUUACGACCCGCGGGUGAAUCGUCGAGUUACUAAGUUUGAAAUCUACAAUCUAAACUCGAACUCAUGGAAAGUUGUUGAUUGUGUCAAUGAUCCGGACUGGGAAAUAGAAUCUCACCACUAUGGCGUGUCUAUCAAAGGCGGCAACACUUACUGGUGUGCACGACAGAAGCAUGAUCCACCACGCCCGGAUUUCCUUAUCUGUUUUGAUUUUACAACCGAGAGAUUUGGACCCCGCCUGCCUCUGCCUUUCCGCACUUUUUGGGAAGAGACGGUGACUCUUUCUAGUGUUGGAGAAACGCAGCUCGCCGUUUUAUGUCAGAAAUCUACUUCACUGGUAUUCACCGUCAAGAUAUGGAUUACUAGUGAAAUUGGGCCCAAUACAGUGUCGUGGAGGAAGUUGUUCUUAGCGGCUGAUAUGAAACCACUCAUCGGUUUUCAAUUUAUGUAUGGCAGUUUCUUUGUUGAUGAGAAGAAGAAAGUAGCAGUGGUUGUUGAUAAAGACAGCAAUAGAUAUCAUCCAACUCGCAACAUGGCUUACAUCAUUGGAAAGAAGGGAUAUGUCAAACAAGUUGAUCUCGGCGAAUCUAGAAACUUAAAUUGCUUCCCACGCGUGUGCUCUUUUGUUCCGAGCUCAAUGCAAAUCAACCACCGUGGCAACCACAACACACUUUGAUUUUUUGUUCUGUUAUCUUUUCUUAUCUUUAAUUAUUAAUUUGUAUCUCUAGACAAUUGAGUGGACUCUUGUGCCUUUUUCAUAUAAAUUGAGUGUGGAUCUU